CUCAGCGGCAGCAGCACUAGCAGCCACAAACUUGGACAGAAAGCGACCCAGAGAGUGCGCGAGGGGUGUGUUUGGGUGUGCGUGCGUGCGUGUGUGCGAGUGUGUGUGUGUGUAUAUGUGUGCGUGUGUGAGCGAAAGGAAAGGAAAAUCAGGGAUGCAGCGCGCUCCCUGAAGCGCGCAGCCUGAGCAUGGCACUUUGUCGGAUUUACCCGUUCCUCAUUUUCCUCCUGCUUUUCUUUUCCUGCUUGGGACCGGGCCGAGGCUUGCGGAACUAUCCUGAUAAUGAAGUUACGUUACUGGACUCGAUGUCGGCUCUGGGGGACCUGGGAUGGGAGGCGUAUCCAGCCGAAGGGUGGGAGGAGAUCAGCGUGAUGGACGAACGCAACACGCCCAUGCGCUCAUACCAAGUGUGCAAUGUGAUGGAGGCCAACCAGAACAACUGGCUCCGCACUCGUCACAUUGCCCGCCAUGGCGCUCAGCGCAUCUACAUCGAGAUCAAGUUCACACUGCGUGACUGCAACAGCCUUCCCGGAGUCCCUGGAACUUGCAAAGAGACGUUCAACAUGUACUACCAUGAGUCCAACAACGAUAACUUGUGGUUCAUCAAGGAAAGCCAGUACGUCAAGAUUGACACAAUCGCCGCAGACGAAAGCUUCACACAGACCGAUGUUGGUGACCGUGUCAUGAAACUGAACACAGAGGUUCGGGAUAUCAGCAACUUGAGCAAAAAAGGUUUCUACUUGGCCUUUCAGGAUGUUGGUGCAUGUAUCGCUCUUGUCUCACUACGGGUUUUCUAUAAGAAGUGCCCGGCUGCCGUGCACAACCUGGCGCAUUUCCCUGAUACAGUGACAGGGGGCGACUCUGCACUUGUUGAGGUGCGUGGAUCGUGCGUUAACGACUCUGAGGAGUUUGAAUCACCGAAGAUGUACUGCAGUGCAGAUGGCGGGUGGCUGGUCCCGAUUGGGCGCUGCAUCUGCAAGCCAGGCUUCGAGGAGGGAAAGGACUACUGCCAACCUUGCAGACCAGGUACCUACAAGGCUUCGGCCAAAGACGCCUACUGCACCAAGUGUCCUCCACACAGCUACUCGCAGCAGGAGAAGGCAUCUGAGUGCACAUGUGAGAAGGGCUAUUAUCGCGCUGACAUGGACCCUCGAUCUAUGGCCUGCACUAGGCCUCCAUCAGCUCCAGAAAAUGGCAUCUCCACGCUAAAUGAUACAUCUGUUGUGCUGGAGUGGCGUCCUCCGAGAGACAGCGGCGGGCGCAGUGACCUUGCCUAUAACGUGCACUGCAGGAAGUGUGCACCAGACGGCAGGAAGUGCGGCCCGUGUGGAGGCGGCGUUCACUUCACGCCACGGCAGUUUGGCCUCGAUGCAAUGAAAGUGCUUGUGUCUGGCCUUCUUCCUAACACCGACUACGUGUUUAGUAUCGAGGCGAUCAAUGGUGUCUCUGAUCUGAGUCCGAGUCCGAAACAGCAGCUCACCAUCAACAUUACCACUGGCCAGACAGUGAGUGUGAUUCUGAAAGAGAGGAAGAGUAAAGAUAGCAUCACUCUGGCAUGGCAGGGACCGGACAGACCCAACGGAGUCAUCGUCGAAUAUGAAGUCAUCUAUUAUGAGAAGAACCAGCGGGAUCAGAACUACACGGUGCUGAAGACAAAAUCUAACAUGAUGACUGUUGAAGGCUUGAAACCUGGAACCACGUAUAUAUUCAGGGUUCGAGCUCGAACUGACGGAGGCUACGGCAGCUACAGCGGAGAGAUCGAGCUGGAGACCAGCCAGGAAGAUAUGCUGGCUAUCGGAGAUCCCAACCAGUCCACCAUCUUGGCGGUGUCGAUAGCAGGAGGCGUGGUGCUGCUAAUCUUCCUCAUCGCUUGCUUUGUAGUGAGCGGAAGACAUUGUGGCUACAUCAAAGCCAAGCAAGAUCCCGACGAGGAGAAGAUGCAGUUUCAGCACGGCAGAGUCAAAUUGCCAGGAAGCAGGACCUACAUUCAUCCACAUACCUACGAGGACCCAAAUCAAGCCAUUCGCGAUUUCGCUAAGGAAAUUGAUGCCUCCAGCAUCCGCAUAGAGAGAGUCAUUGGUGCCGGGGAAUUCGGCGAGGUGUGUAGCGGCCGCCUGAAGCUUCCAAGCAAGCGCGAGAUCUAUGUGGCCAUCAAGAGUCUGAAAGCAGGAUACACAGAGAAGCAGAGGCGUGAUUUCCUGAGCGAGGCGAGCAUCAUGGGGCAGUUCGAUCACCCAAACAUCAUCCGGCUGGAGGGGGUCGUCACCAAAUGCAAGCCGGUGAUGAUAAUAACCGAGUUCAUGGAGAACGGAUCCUUGGAUACUUUCUUAAAGAAACAUGACGGUCAGUUCACCAUAAUCCAGCUGGUAGGAAUGUUGCGCGGAAUCGCAUCUGGGAUGAAAUAUUUGUCAGAUAUGAAUUAUGUCCAUCGUGACCUGGCUGCACGAAACAUCCUGGUCAACAGCAACCUGGUGUGUAAAGUGUCGGACUUCGGCUUGUCCCGAGUUUUAGAAGACGACCCCGAAGCUGCUUAUACGACACGGGGUGGAAAAAUCCCCAUUCGAUGGACAGCACCGGAGGCCAUCGCGUACAGGAAGUUCACUUCAGCGAGUGACGUGUGGAGCUACGGGAUCGUCAUGUGGGAGGUGAUGUCGUAUGGAGAGCGGCCAUAUUGGGAGAUGUCCAAUCAAGAUGUGAUAAAAGCGAUCGAAGAGGGAUACCGCCUCCCCCCGCCAAUGGAUUGUCCAGUGUCUCUACACCAGCUGAUGCUGGACUGCUGGCAGAAAGAGCGAGCUGAGAGACCCAAGUUCAGCCAGAUUGUCAACAUGCUAGACAAGCUGAUCCGAAAUCCCAGUGCCCUGAAAGAGCUGGCCAACAGUUCCAUCUGGGAAGACCCGAUCACCCCGGAGUUCAGCGUCAACAGUGUGGAUGAGUGGCUGGAUGCCAUAAAAAUGGGCCAGUACAAGGAUAAUUUCACCUCUGCUGGAUAUGUCACAUUAGAUUCAGUCAUCUACAUCAGUGUAAGUGAGUUGAGUAAGAUGGGCGUGACCCUUGUUGGGCACCAGAAGAAGAUCCUUGCUAGUGUCCAGAGUCUGCAUGCCCAAGGGAGCCAUGUGCAAGUAUAACAGCUCUGGACAAACUGAUAGACAGAUAGAGGAGGCAAAAGAGUGGAAGUGUGGAACCCAGAACAGUGCUUCACCAUGCCAACCCCCAAUCCUGGAUAUCUGGCUGCAGCCCAAGAGCUCACAAUUUGUGCAGCGGAACCAGAGACUGAUUAGCAAUGGAAAAUUCAAACCAGACGGUUGAUGAUGGUCGAACACAAACUCUGAUGAUUUAAGAACAUUAUUGUGAGAUGUGUACAGUCAUUUGCAUUCUUGUUUCCUGUCAUUUGCUUCAUUUUUUUCCACAGUUUGAGUUUCAGAUGAAUAAAAAGGUGCCUGGGUGGAUUUGGACCUAAUGGUGAUGUGUUUAGAGAUGCAGUAUGGCCCUUGUAGUGCUGUAUUCUGAACAUGAUAGUGGACAGGAAGUGUGUUUUGCAGCCCUGGCUCACAAGAUGAUGUUUAUCGAGACAGGCCAUUUUUAAUGGUCUGUAGUAACAAUUGUAUGAGGCACUCUUUCGGGUUGGAUUCCCUAACUAUCGGCAAUAGAAGAUUAUGUUUCACCAGCGGAAGUAGGGCUAGCAGUCUUCUGAAAAUGUAAUGUAAUCCCAGUCUUUGUGUUUCAGAUUACGGCAUUAUGGUAUGAGGAGAAAUUGCAAUGAGUAGCUAAUUAAUGGUUAAGAUAAGAGAUGUCCUAUACUGCAAUAUCCGGUAGAUAAUGUCAGGGUUUUUUUUUUUUGUCAGUACAAAAUUAGUCAUAUGGUGGGCUAGUGUUUGAUAGUUAAUGCUAGUCAUGGUUAUGCCCCAUUUGUUGUGAGAAUGUUUUUGUGUGUAGACCGAUAAACAGACUUAUUUUCGGUUGGUUUUCAUUUCAUGAUUACAGAAAAGCAGAACAUGCCCAUUUGAGUAUGUAGAGCACCCUGGUACACAUGCUAUACACGGUGUCUUUGAGAACUUUAAAGGAAUUCUUUAUCUAAAAACAGCAAUCUAAAAGAGAGAAGGUGGCCAAGUAUUCCUUUAAAGUUUUAAAGCAAAUUAGUCUACACUAUUCACUUCAUAGCUAACUUGGGUGCACUGAAUUCCGAUGAAUAUAGUAAUUAACGUACUCCUGAGUAUAUCAAGAUGUUUCGCAUAGCGCAAAAAUGCAUGGGAGCAUUAUUUCUGUUUAGAAUUUUGAGGAACACAUUAUAUAUAUAUAUAUAUACAGAGAUUCUUCCCAGGUAGCAAAAUGAUGGAUGGGUUGUGUCAGUGUUGGGCCAACAUUGGCAUGGUGGAUUCAAAUUUGGCUGUAACUUGUCCCAUGUCGUGCAAUGUUAGCCCAAUGGACUGAAAAUUCUGUUGGGGCAAUGUUGGGAAGUUGGUUUCAAAGGGGGCCAAAAACUGGUCCUGGUGGCCCAAUGAACAAAAUUAUGCUGAGGCAAAAUUGGCAAGGCAGCUAAAAGUCUGUCAAUUCUGGUCUCCAAAUGCUAGCCCAGUGUAUUUUGCAACCAAACACUGGACAAGCACCAAAGUCAACUGACAAAGUCAGUUUGCUACCUUGGUGAGCUAUGAGCAUCAAUAAUAAACACCAUGUUUUUCACCAUAUGUUUGUUUACAGCAGAACAAGAAACGCAACUUACACUCUUGUAAAAUAGUGUAUAAAGGUGUACAGUGUCGAAUUCAAAUGAGUGAAGAAAAAGCUGUAGAAUGUUUGUAAUGUACUUUAUUUCAUUUUCUGAAGAAGAAAAAGAAGAUGCGAGAUGUAUAUCGUUCGGUGGAGCUCGCCGCCGUGGGAUAUAACAGAACUCUGGAAUGUAGCAUGGAUGCUAAAGCUUCAUCUUUUCUAAGCAAGUGACAGUGACUGCGGUUCUUUUUUCACUCCAAUGGUGGCUGUAGCUGCUUGACGUUAGAUGCCUUACUAACUGUGCUGUUUCUUUCUCUUCUUCCUGGUAGAGGCAGUAUCAUGAUGAGAUAUAUUGUACAUAGUAUUUAUCAUAACAACGCCACUGAAAGCUAUAGUGAAUGUCGGCGCAACGCGUCCAGCUUUGUGUUAAUUCACCUUUCAGAGGUUGAACCUUCUUUCAUUCACAGUAUUCAAGCUUGUGUUGGUGCAUGUAACUUUGGGGAAAGAUUGAUCACGAACCUGUUCAUGCUGAUUUUGCUGCAUUUACAACACUAUUUUUGUAAAAGUUCUGUAAAGUAUCAGUCUCAUUUAUGCAAACGUUAAACGUAUGAUCUUGGUAGGUUCUUACUAGCAACCCCUUGUCUUUUAAACCAUAGGCUUUACUAUGGAACCCAACUGAUGACAUUCCUACUUAUUACUUAGUCAUGACUUUUUAACAUGUAGUUGAGUUAGUAGUUAAUAGAGGACAUGCAAGGAAACAAGAUGAUUACAUAAUGGGAUUUAAUUAGGAACACAAGUGCGCUCUAUCAAGUUACUAACUUGUGGCCAUGACUGAAUUAUGUUGUUCCCUCACAUUACUAAGUGUAAGGAACAAUAUAAUUGAAUUAUGGUCAUAAUGUGAUGGAGCAAGAUACGGCCACAACUAAGAACUUGAGAAAAUGAGAUACUUAAGUUGUGGAUGUGACUUAAUCAUGUGAGGAAACCACACAUGGCCACAACUUAGUAACUUGAGAUCAUUAAAUUGUGGUCAUAAUUUGGAAAUACGAUGGAACAAGAUAAUUAAGUCAUGGCCACAACUUAGUUACUUGAGCAAACAAGAUAAUUAAGUUGUGAUCAUAACUUAUUAAUGCGAGGGAUCAAGAUACUUAAGUCAUGGCCAGAACUUAGUAACCUGAGGAAACAAGAUAAUUAAGUUGUGGAUAUGACUUAUUAAUGUUGAGGGAACAAGAUACUUAAGUCAUGACCAAAACUUAGUACCUUGAGGAAACGAGAUAAUUAAGUUGUGGUCAUAAUUUACUAAUGUGAUGAUAGGAGAUAAUUCAUUUAUGGCUAUGAUUUAGUUAUGUGAGGGAAAUGAGAUAAUUAAGCAGUGGCCAUGAUGUAGUAACGCAAGUAAACAAGUUAUGGCCAUGAAAAGUAAUGUAAGAGAACGAGAUAAUUAAGUUGCAGCCAUGGCUUAAUGCAAAAGAACAAGAUAAUUAAGUCAUGGCCACAACUUGGUAAACUGAAGAAAGAAGUUAAGCAAGUUAUGCUAUUGACUGUAGUAACUUGAGGGAAGUUGAUAAUUAAUUUAGAUAUGCGAGGGAAUGAGAUAAUUAAGUUAUGGUCAUGACUUAUUAACUCAAGGGAAUGAGAUAAUUAAGUUCGUAAGAUAAGGGAACAAGAUAAUUAAGUCUUAGAUACAAAUUAGUAACAAAAAAGGAACAAAAUAAUUAAGUCAUGAAAACUAUUUAGUAAAACAAGAGAACAAGAUAAUUAGAUAGUGAACAUGAUUUAGUAACAUGAGGGAAUUGGAUAAAUAAGUCAUGGCCUUGAUGGCCUUGAACACAAAGGAAUAUAAAAAUGAAAUGAUAUAAUAGACAAAACAAUGAAAGUUCUAUAAAUUACGAUAACUAGCUGAAAUAGAUGAUAAUAUAAACCAUAAGCUCGCUAUUGGUCUUUAAGACGAAAUCGGUUAACUAUGACAGUUCAGAAAAUUCCGCGAGGCAAAAUAAAGUCUUCAUUAAAGAUCUGUCUUCAAAUUGGAAUUUUAAUAUGAUUUCAUAUUUCAGUACAAUACCUCUUUAAUACGGGGCCACAAUUAAAUGAUCUCCUUCCCUCAAGUUAGUAAGUCAUGGCCAUGCAUAAUUUUUUUUUUUUUUUUAAAUCUUUUUUAAGUGGGAAUGUCACCAGUGAGGCUCUUUACAGUACAAAUAUUCCCCCAGUGACAUUUUCCAUUUCUUGCUAAUGGUGUAGUUAUUCCUUAUUUGGUGUAUUGUAAUUAAAUAGAAAAGCAUAUUGCCCAUACAUAAUUUAGAUACAAAGCAUCAUCUGUAUCACACAGUGCAAUUUGUUUGAAAUAAUUCCAUGUUUAAUCUGAGUCUAAGUGCUCAUUAAGAAAUCUGAUUGUUAAUGGUCGGUGUAUUUUGGAAGAGAAUUUCACAUAAAACAACAGAAUUCAUGUAAGCUCCUAAGGGAAACUGAGUUGAUAAUAUAUCCAGUUUCAUUAUUUAUUUGAGGUAUAAAUGACCAGUGACCAUUUUUUAUUGAUACUUUUUUAAUCUUAAUGACUUUGUUUUGUUUAAUUUUUUAAUGUUUUUUUUUUUUACCUGAAUUUUCUUUUCUUUUCUUUAUUUUAUUUUAUCUUAAUGGUUUUUUUUACCUAUAUUUUAUUUUAUUUUUUUUUUAUCUUAAUGUUUUUUACCUAUAUUUUAUUUAUUUUUUUAUUUUAUCUUAAUGUUUUUUUCAUGUAUUUUAUUUUUUCACUUAUAUAUAAACACACAGCAUAAGCAUCAUCCGUUCCAGCUCAAGCGCUCUUAAUGACACUUAUUUACUGACUGCAAGCGACACAGCAAGACACAAACUGCAAUAGUCAUUUAAAAAAAAAACAUUUCUGUCAUUUGUUUAUAUUUUAAUCUCCGCGGCAGAGUUUCGACUGCUUUGGAUUCUCUGUAUUAAGUCUAUUCGAGGAGACAGGCAGUGUGGUGGAUUAAGAUUAACUGGCCAUGGGAUAUAUUUUGGGAUGUACCACGAAACAAAAGAAAGAUGACAAUGAUAUUGCAGCUUGUGUUUCUGUCCUAUGAUCCCAAUGAUGGAAAAAGUGUCCAAAGAUGUUCACACUAGCAACAUGUGACCCCCAGAGUGGAAUCCAAGUAAAGAUUUAGACAGUUCUCUUGAUAUUUUUGACCACUCCUAUGGCACGUGUGGUCCGAGGUUUCUUCAGUUCCCCAUUUACAGUGAAAUCUUUAAUAAAAACAAAUUAUCCUGUUGUUUACGGUCUCUCAAUAAAAGUCUAGAGAAACAUUACAAAAAAAACGAAAAUUGGAGAUCGUUGACGUCUCCGGCUAGCUAGUACAGAUUUCUAAUACAGAUUUGCUAAUCAACCAAUUUUCACACCAAUUAUUGUAUUAUUUAGUUUGUAGACUGUACAUUUUGGCUACCAGCGCUAAAUAAUAAUAAUAAAAAAAGCCGGACAGGCCGCACCCGUUAACAUCAAAAAUAGCUACACAUGUGCCACAAGAGACAAACUAUAGGGUAGAUUUGUCCACUUCUUUCUAGAGUUUCAGCAGCAUUGGAAAUAUCACCGGUAGUUUUUGUUGCAAAAACAUUUGCAAAUGAAGCAUUCUUUGAAACUUGGCAGCCAUGCUCUUUUUUUUAUUAUUAAUGUAAAUCUUAUUUUGAUUAUAUUUACUAAGUUGUUUGUGUCCAAAUAUGUGAAAUAUGUGUGGAGGGGUGGGUAGGGUGAGGUAGGGUGGGUAGGUCUUUCAAUUGCAAAGUAGCUACAGUAUAAACUAAAAGUGGGUGGGGCCAAAUGAUCCGAAAAAGCAUGUUUGUGUGUUUUAAAGCAAGGAACGUGAACCAAGUAAGGAACGUGACAUGAACCUACAGCUUAAAAAAUUCGAAAACUUCAAGGACUAACAAACAAAAAGAAGGGUCUGAAAUGAAUGUUUGUUUAAAGCAUAUUUGUUGCAAGAUUAUAACAAUGGUAAUUGUGAUGUAGCUAGGAUAAUGAUGUUUUGCAAACACGAAGUGACUCUAAUGCAGGAUGUGUACAUUUCUUUGACUCCUUAUUACUAGUUAUUUCUAAGAAGUCAUCUACUUCAACCGUGCCCGAUGUCUUUUAGUCACUGCAGGUUUCUCUUCAGCCCACUGCAAGAGUGUACACUUUUCAUGUUGCUGUAAUAAACAUGCGAAUAAUUUUUAUUUCUCAA
Molecule: messenger RNA, 8891 nt
Organism: Hemibagrus wyckioides
Lineage: Eukaryota; Metazoa; Chordata; Actinopteri; Siluriformes; Bagridae
Gene: epha4b
Product: eph receptor A4b
Exons: 17
Coding region: 189-3125 (978 amino acids)
Biological process (GO): axon guidance; protein phosphorylation; cell surface receptor protein tyrosine kinase signaling pathway
Cellular component (GO): plasma membrane; neuron projection
Molecular function (GO): protein binding; ATP binding; transmembrane-ephrin receptor activity
Source: RefSeq, a predicted model, not a curated record